AUAUGCUAUGUCAACUUGACAGUGUCAUCAGUCACCUGAGAUUUUCGAGAUUUCUUUUUGGAUAUUUCUGUCAAUCCGUAAACAUGGCACCGCGGUUUGAGAUCGCAGUCGGUCUGCGAAAAGGACACAAAACAACAAAGAUUUCCGCCGGCAAGAAAACACAGAUUGCCGACAAAACCAUUAAAAUCAGACCCGCCAGGCUAAAGGGUCUGCAAACCAAACACUCCAAAUUCGUCCGUGAUCUUGUAAGAGAGGUUGUCGGACAUGCUCCCUACGAGAAGAGAGCUAUGGAGUUGUUGAAGGUAUCAAAGGACAAGCGCGCUCUCAAGUUCCUGAAGCGCCGCCUCGGCACACACAUCCGUGCCAAGAGGAAGCGUGAGGAGAUGAGCAACGUCCUCGUACAGAUGAGGAAGGCGGCGGCACAGGCCCACCACGCCACCACACACGCCCACUAAUAAACUUAAUUAAGUGAU
Aricia agestis (brown argus) is the source of this 473-nucleotide messenger RNA. RefSeq names its product 60S ribosomal protein L36 (gene RpL36). NCBI's taxonomy places the organism in Eukaryota, Metazoa, Arthropoda, Insecta, Lepidoptera, Lycaenidae. The record is from RefSeq and is a predicted model, not a curated record. The transcript has 4 exons. Gene Ontology annotation, molecular function: structural constituent of ribosome. Gene Ontology annotation, biological process: cytoplasmic translation. Bases 3 to 455 code for a protein of 150 amino acids. Gene Ontology annotation, cellular component: ribosome; cytosolic large ribosomal subunit.